Molecule: messenger RNA, 2207 nt
Organism: Euleptes europaea (tarantolino)
Lineage: Eukaryota; Metazoa; Chordata; Lepidosauria; Squamata; Sphaerodactylidae
Gene: TMCC2
Product: transmembrane and coiled-coil domain family 2
Exons: 5
Coding region: 78-1940 (620 amino acids)
Biological process (GO): amyloid precursor protein metabolic process
Cellular component (GO): endomembrane system
Source: RefSeq, a predicted model, not a curated record
CCAGCCCUGCUCCGCAGCCGCCUGCUCGGGGCAAGCCUCCUGAUUUAAAGAAGAUACAACAGCUGUCUGAGGGGUCUAUGUUUGGCCAUGGCCUCAAGCAUCUUUUCCAUAGCCGUAGACGGUCCCGAGAACGGGAUCAUCAGAACUCCCAGGAGUCAUCACAGCAGCACCAUGGCAUGUCUGAUCAUGACUCCCCAGAUGAAAAAGAACGCUCUCCUGAGAUGCACCGAGUCUCCUAUGCCAUGUCUCUCCAUGAUCUCCCUGCCCGACCCACUGCCUUCAACAGGGUAUUACAGCAGAUCCGCUCCCGUCCUUCCAUCAAGAGGGGGACCAGUUUGCAUAGUGGCAGUCGCCGAACCAAGAGUAGCUCCCUGGAGCCCCAGAAGGGCAGCCCUCAUCUUGUCCGCAAGGCCCCCCAGGACAGCAGCCUCACAGCAAUACUUCAUCAACACCAAGGGCGGCCAAGGUCUUCAUCUACCACAGACACUGCUCUCCUUAUGGCUGAGGGAGGGACUGUUUACCUCCUCGCAGAAGAGUCAGAAUUUCUAACUGAUAAGUUGGAUAAAGGGGAUACGAGCCAGCUCAGUCUACCUUCCAACACAAGCCAUGGUGAUGCUGAUGGAAACAUUUGCCUUGAUGUUCCAGAUGGCAACCCAGACCCACAGAGGACAAAAGCUGCCAUUGACCAUCUUCACCAGAAGAUCCUCAAGAUCACUGAGCAGAUCAAGAUUGAGCAGGAGGCACGAGAUGACAAUGUGGCUGAGUAUCUGAAGCUUGCCAACAAUGCUGACAAGCAGCAGGCCUCUCGUAUCAAGCAGGUCUUUGAGAAGAAGAACCAGAAGUCAGCUCAGACCAUUGCCCAGUUGCAUAAGAAGCUUGAGCACUACCACAGAAAGCUAAAGGAAAUUGAACAAAAUGGGCCCUCCCGCCAGCCCAAAGAUGUCUUCCGGGACAUGCAUCAGGGCCUCAAGGAUGUAGGGGCCAAUGUCCGCUCCAGCAUCAGUGGCUUUGGAGGGGGCGUGGUGGAAGGUGUCAAGGGUGGACUCUCAGGCCUUUCCCAAGCCACGCAUACAGCUGUGGUCUCUAAACCUCGUGAGUUUGCAAGCUUAAUCCGCAACAAAUUUGGCAGUGCGGAUAACAUCGCCCACUUAAAGGACACGUUGGAUGACGGGCACCCCGAAGAGGCCUCACGGACUCUCAGUGGCAGUGCCACUUUAGUGUCGAGUCCCAAAUACGGUAGUGAUGAUGAGUGCUCCAGUGCCACUUCUGGCUCAGCAGCGGGUAGCAACUCAGGGGCCGGCCCUGCUGGUUUAGGCAGCCCCAAAUCUAACACCUUGGACAGUCACCACUACAGUUUUGAUACCAUCAUCGAAGAACUGCGGGAGAUAAAGGACAUUCAGUCACACCUUGAGGAUUCCAUGGAAGACCUCAAAACCCAGCUACAACGAGACUAUACUUACAUGACUCAGAGCUUGCAGGAGGAGCGUUACAGAUAUGAGCGCCUGGAAGAGCAGCUGAAUGACCUGACAGAACUUCACCAGAAUGAGAUGACCAAUCUCAAACAGGAAUUGGCUAGCAUGGAGGAGAAGGUGGCUUACCAGUCCUAUGAGAGGGCCAGGGACAUUCAGGAAGCUGUGGAAUCCUGCCUGACCCGUGUCACCAAGCUAGAGUUGCAGCAACAGCAACAGCAGGUGGUGCAGCUGGAAGGCGUGGAAAAUGCCAACGCCCGGGCUUUGCUGGGCAAAUUCAUCAACGUCAUCUUGGCCUUGAUGGCUGUGCUGCUGGUCUUCGUGUCCACCAUUGCCAAUUUCAUCACUCCUUUGAUGAAGACCCGCAUGCGUCUCCUGAGCACCACUCUGCUAGUGAUUUUCCUCUUCCUUCUCUGGAAACACUGGGACACCAUUACUUACCUCCUGGAACAUGUGCUGCUUCCUAGCUGAUUUUUCUGCCAGUCGGAUGCCUGGGUUGUGGGGCAUUGGUUUCUUCCUGCGGAGAGGGGGCGGAAACGAGGAGACUUCCAGUUCAGUUUCUUUGUUCGUUCAGAGUAUGUAACCCUCACUUGCUUUCCCGGCACAGCCAUUUUUAUACACAUCCAACACCAUCUCAGCAGUAGGGAGUGUAGUUGCAUCACGGCUUGUAUGAGGCCAAACAAUCACUCCUCUGGGAUGCAUUUUGCAAGGGAUUAUGGGGAGGCCGGUGAAGUCUAU